AUGGCAUGGCUGCACAAGUCAUACCUUCUGCCAUUAUGGACCAGUGCAAGGGUUCGAGUCUAUGCUCUGCGCAGCCUUCUGCUCACAUUACUAAUGUAUAUUGUCAUGAUGAUGCACACAAGUACUGUUGUACGACUGGAGGCAACGCCCCAGGACCUGCUUCUGGAUAUCUGGGCUCAUGGCAGCUGUAUUAUUGCAUUCUUCCAUCAUAUUUUUAUUAUCACACAGUGGGCACCCAAGACCAAGCGGGCCAUCCAAGUUGAGCUGGUACUCCUGCUUCUGGAAUUGAGCGGAGUGGCAACUACUCUGUGGAUCAUCGACAGAACACCCAUCUGGUCUGUACAGUUCGGUACAGUCACACUAAACAUGACUCCACUGUCAAUGGCCAUUGGUGCCAUUAUACUCAGCCUCUUGGUGCUGCAGUUUCUUUUCCGCUCUAUCAUAUUAUGGAAAGGGAAAGAUUACAGCUUCCUAGCAGGUUGCCUUCCAGUAUCUCCCCCAUACAGCCCUAGGAGUAUGUUACUCAACCGUUCAUUAUCAAGACCCCUUGUUCGUGGGGAAUCUGCUAUAAUAAUCAUUCUCCGUGCACUUAUUAUCAGUUUUUGUGCAGUCAUUGUGCCAGGAUUUGCCAUUUAUUCAAUAAUCAUAAAGCCAUCACAAACGCAAAUCCAUCUCACCACCCCAAUUGGCACAUCAGUUUCUGUUCCAGAGGGGGGCUGGGACCAGACAGGAGUAGCCUUUUCAAUCAAACCUGAUGUGGAAGCUGCAUACCCACAACAUGCCAUCUUACAACCAUCUCAAGUAGAGAUAACAGCAGUGAAACAUGACAAAAGUAUAAUGCCAUGUACUAUAGAAAACCCAAUUCUUCCUGUAAUUUGUGUGUCCAUUUAA
Molecule: messenger RNA, 891 nt
Organism: Mycena indigotica
Lineage: Eukaryota; Fungi; Basidiomycota; Agaricomycetes; Agaricales; Mycenaceae
Product: Short-chain dehydrogenase/reductase family protein
Exons: 6
Coding region: 1-891 (296 amino acids)
Source: RefSeq, a predicted model, not a curated record